Talpa occidentalis (Iberian mole) is the source of this 1038-nucleotide messenger RNA. RefSeq names its product retina and anterior neural fold homeobox (gene RAX). Gene Ontology annotation, molecular function: RNA polymerase II cis-regulatory region sequence-specific DNA binding; DNA-binding transcription factor activity, RNA polymerase II-specific. The transcript has 3 exons. The coding region runs from base 1 to 1038 and encodes 345 amino acids. Gene Ontology annotation, biological process: positive regulation of transcription by RNA polymerase II. NCBI's taxonomy places the organism in Eukaryota, Metazoa, Chordata, Mammalia, Eulipotyphla, Talpidae. The record is from RefSeq and is a predicted model, not a curated record.
AUGCACCUGCCGGGCUGCGCCCCCUCGAUGGCCGACGGCAGCUUCUCGCUCGCCAGCCACCUGCUCCGCAGCCCCGGCGGAGGCGCCUCGCGGCUGCACAGCAUCGAGGCCAUCCUGGGGUUUACCAAGGACGACGGGAUCCUCGACUCCUUCCCGGCGGAGCGGGACGCCCGAGGCGCCAAGGAGCGGGCCCGGAGGCCGGGCGCGGGGGCCGCCUGCCCCAAGGCGCCUGGCGAAGGCGCAGAACCCUCCCCCGCGCCCGCCUUGGCUCCGGUCCCGGAGUACGAAGGUCUCGUCGCCCCGGCCCCGCGCCCCUACUGCCCCGAGGCGCCCGGGGAGGCGCGGCCCAGCCCGGGGCUGCCUGUCGGGCCCGCCGCCGGCGACUCGAAGCCGUCGGAGGAAGAUCAGCCGAAGAAGAAGCACCGUCGGAACCGCACGACCUUCACCACCUUCCAGCUGCACGAGCUGGAGCGCGCCUUCGAGAAGUCCCACUACCCUGACGUGUACAGCCGGGAGGAGCUGGCCGGCAAGGUCAACCUACCCGAAGUCCGGGUGCAGGUGUGGUUCCAGAACCGACGCGCCAAGUGGCGGCGGCAGGAGAAGCUGGAAGUGUCGUCCAUGAAGCUCCAGGACUCGCCCCUUCUCUCCUUCAGCCGCUCCCCGCCCUCGGCCGCGGCGCUGGCGCCCCUCGGGGCGGGCCCGGGCCAGGCUGGGGGCGCGCUGCCGCUGGAGUCCUGGCUCGGGCCGCCGGGGCCGGGCGGGGGCGCCACGGCUCUGCAGAGCCUGCCGGGCUUCGGGGCCCCCGCGCAGAGCCUGCCCGCCAGCUACACGCCCCCGCCGCCGCCCUUCCUGGGCGCCCCGCCGCUGGGCCCCGGCCUGCCCGCCCUCGCGCCGCCGCCCGCCUACGCCUGCGCGCCCGGCUUCGGGGACAAGUUCCCGCUGGACGAGGCGGACCCGCGCAACAGCAGCAUCGCGGCGCUGCGCCUGAAGGCCAAGGAGCACAUCCAGGCCAUCGGGAAGCCGUGGCCGGCCCUCUAG